GGCCGGGCGAUCACGUGACUGACGCGGGCCCGGAGCGGCGGCCGCAUUGAGGAAGCGCGGGCCGGGCGGCGACUGCAGCCGGCGGCGAGCGAGCGGCUGGCGGGGGAGGCGGCAUCCCUCUCGGACCCGCCGGGCGGAAGAGGAAGAUGGCGGAGGCCUCGGCGGCCGGCACCGGCGCCGCCGUCGCCGCGCACCGGUUUUUCUGCCACUUUUGCAAGGGCGAGGUCAACCCCAAACUACCGGAAUAUAUUUGUCCCAGAUGUGAAUCAGGCUUUAUUGAAGAAGUGACAGAUGAUUCCAGUUUUUUAGGUGGUGGCGGCAACCGGAUGGACAGUAGCACAUCAACACAUUUCACAGAGUUCUGGCGCAAUUUGGACCACACGAUGAUUAUACAAGACUUUAGACCGUUUCUAAGUAGCAGUGCACUGGACCAAGACAAUAGAGCCAAUGAGAGAGGUCACCAAACUCACACUGACUUCUGGGGACCAAGUCGACCUCCACGGCUGCCGAUGACUCGGCGAUACAGACAGCAGGGAAGCACCCGUCCUGACAGAUCCCCAGCAAUUGAAGGAAUAAUACAACAGAUCUUUGCAGGGUUCUUAGCAAAUUCUGCAGUUCCUGGUGGAUCCCCUUUUACCUGGAGCGGGAUGCUGCACUCCAACCCUGGGGACUAUGCCUGGGGUCAAACAGGGCUUGACGCCAUUGUCACCCAGCUUUUUGGACAGCUGGAAAACACGGGGCCUCCCCCCGCUGACAAGGAAAAGAUCACAUCUCUUCCAACAGUGGCAGUAACUCAGGAACAAGUUGACAUGGGUUUAGAGUGCCCAGUAUGCAAAGAAGAUUACACAGCUGAAGAGGAAGUCCGGCAGUUGCCCUGCAACCACUUCUUCCACAGCAGCUGUAUUGUGCCGUGGUUGGAACUGCACGAUACAUGUCCUAUAUGUAGGAAGAGCUUAAAUGGCGAGGACUCUACUUGGCAAACCCACAACGCUGAGGCCUCUGCAAGCAACAGAUUUAACAGUGACAACCAGCUGCAUGACCGAUGGACUUUCUGAAUCUAAAGACCGAGUCUGAGCCAGGGCUGUGGCGUCUUCUCACCACAGCUGUGAAUUGUAUCAAAACAAAAUAGUCGGUGGAUUUAGGAAUCGUGUAAGAAACCCCAACCCCUAAUAUUAAUGCAGAGUGUUUUCUUUAAAUUUCAAGUUAGCAUCCAUAGAUGGAAUUGUAUCUAAAACCAAAUGCCUCUUAUUGCUGAAUUCAGAGUAAUAAUUUUCUAAGUGUGCAACUUAAUUAUGUGGGCUCCCCUGCCAGAAUAGAAUUAGCUCCUUGAAGUCCAGCUCGGGUCCUGCUCUCUGCCAUGUUGCCCUGAAAUGGAUGUUUUCACCCCUGUGUCCAGCCUCCAUCCUACCAUUAGUGUACUUUAUGAUAAAUACAGUGGAACCAGAGCCCGAAAGUCCUACUGAUGUAAGUCCUUCAGUUUUAAUUAUACAAAAGCAUGUACUCUUGGCCACAUUAGCUAUGAAUUAAGGUCAGAUUAAUUCAGAAAUCUAAAACUGACGUUUUCUUGAACCCUCAGCAAAUCAAAGAAAAAUUACAUUUGGAAGGAGUAAGUGGCUUAUCAUUAUACUCUGGUUUUCUCAUUUAGUUUUUAAAGACUACUUCAAAAGCUGCAGUCUCUGCAGAAACCAGCUGACAUGACUUACGGGUCUUCUGUUGGUAGGAAUCUCAUUCUGGCUCCUUUUUGCAAAAGAGCAGAGCAGCAUACAGGCAACGGAGGACACGAUUGAAAUCUUUGGUUCUGGCGUUUUUUAAUGAUCCCCAUCUCGCUGUUUACUGUAGUUUGUCCUGGAGACUUUAAAAUAAUUUCCCCUCACGGAAAUAGAAUGCCUUCAUUGCUGCUUCUGUUCACUGUUCUUAGUAAUUCAUUGAGGAAUUGAGAUUUUUACAUUGUCUUAUUUUAAUUUUUUAAGCCCUUUGAUCAUCUCCGAAACCUUGGUUAACUUGGUUCUGGAUAUCCUCGGAAUCAAACUGAUUACUGUGAUUAUGUCCAAAACAGCCUGGUCUUGGAGAGGUAGGCCUUACUGUUUUUUUUAGCCUAACAGUGUCCCAUCUACAUGCAUAUGCUGUUAGGUGCAUUUGAGAAAGAUCAGAAAUGUCUUUGGAAUCUCAGAGUCUCAAAGGGAAAGGAUGGGUACUGUUGGCACAGCCCAGAGGAUCACAGAGCGGCACCGUUAGUGUGGUCAUACUGUGGAAUGACCGGAACAAGAAGGCCUCUUGUUGGUGAGUCUCCUUGGCUCCUGUCUGUCUUAGUUUUUGUUGACUCUCAUGCAAUCAUGCACUAUACUCUGAUUUGGGGUGGGGGGCGGGGUGGGGUUAGGGAAGAGAAUUAGAGAUACAGAUGAUAUCUCUAACGGUAGAUGAUAGGGGAGGGAAGAGAGAAAGUAGAAAAGUGGCCUGCUGAAUUAAUAGCCUGCCUGUAAAAGUGUGUCCAUAAGGUCUAAUUCAGGUUGGGCCAAGAGGAAAUAAAAGUUUUUUUUUUAUAUGCCUCUCAUGUCACACCUCUGUAGAGUUUGUUUCUUUGGAGAAUGUGAGCUAUUAAGCCUAUUGAAAUCUAGCCUCCAAAUAAACAUUGCUUUUGAGGGGAGAGGAGAAGCUGGAGGUAUAUUAUGAAUAUUUAUGGACCACUAUUCAACUGUCUCAGAAGAAUUGUGGCAGCCUGGAAGAUUUUGCCUGCCUGUUAAGUGUCUGGAGAUGCCAGAACAGGUGUUUGCAAUUUACUUAAAACCAGAGAACUAGAAAGGGUCUGAGGAGCUUCCUAGAAGGAUGGAAACAAAGUGCUGGAAUGGGACUUAUUUUCUCAGUGCACCGAGUAGCCAGCAAUAGUCUAAAUUAUCUGAAAAUUUCUUCACUUCUUUGCUCUGAUAGAGGGCUUGCUGUUCCCCAGACUCCUCCCACUGAAUGAAUCUGAAGUGCUUCUUCCUAGAAUAAGGUUAAGCAAUAUAUUUGGGUUUUAUAAAGCAGCAGAACUAAUAGGAUCUGUGCGUGCUUGUGUGUAUGCAUGUAUAGCUUUAUAAUGAAUUUGCUCAUGCGAUAUGGAGGCUAAGAGGUUCCAAGAUCUUUCCAAGCUGUCCCAAUUUUUCUGCGAGAGCAGCGGCAUUCUAAUUUGAUUCCUAACCUGAGCAUAGGCGCGUUGAUGGAGUACGCUGUAGUUGAAAGGCCGGAUGAUUGGAAACUUAAGAAGAGCUGAUUUUUUAAAAUUUUGAGUUCAAAGGCAGGACAGGCUGAUGAACCCACUUGGCCUUUUUGUUCCAUUCAGGCUUUCAACUGACUGGACGAGGCUCCCCCAUGCUAGGGAGGGAAUCUGCUCUGCUCAGUCUGCUGGUGCAGGUGUUAGUCUUGUGAAAAAUGCCCUCCUGGGCACACUCAGAAAUAACGUUUGUCCAGGUAUCUUGACAUCUCAUGGCUGAGUUAGGUGGACACAAAUUAAUCAUCACAAGAAAGAAAAAUAGAAGUGAUGCACACGGUAGAAAGAUCCUUAUCCCACUUAGAUUUUUCCAAAUUAUGGAAAUAUAGGUCUUGUUUAGAGACCUUAGUUCUAGGGUUAAACGGUAGAAGAAACCUUCAUGGGAUGAGGACCAGUUGGCAGUGUGCAUCAUAGCUAUUUUUUCUCUUCAAUUACACAGUUUGUUUCUAGGAAUGCCUUGCUCUUAAGUAAGAUGCAGUGCUUAAGGCAGAGGGCUACAUAACCCAGACUUUUUAGGUGUUUCAUUCCUUUGUUACUGGAAGGCUUACAGACUCAGGAACCUGGAGCAUUAAUAGGACUCAAAAGACAGCUUUCCCUGGUUGUCAAAGAGAAGAGAAAACUGUUGCAAUUUAAGAUCUUGAGCCCUUAGAUUUCAUAUUAAAUGUAAUAUGAGUCCCAGCAGAGCUAAACAGAUUGUUGUUGUUUUUGUUGUUUUUUUAAAUCAUGAAUGUCUUUAUCUUCCUCUUGUCCAGCAUGAUCUGAAACAGGAGGGAAGAAAACUAGCAUGUAAGUCAGAGACAUUUCCCAGAAAUGGGAAAUGGUAGACUUGAAAAGUGAGAGGUUAUAUAGGGCAACUCCUUUCUGACCUCUAAGUGAUGAUUGCUUCUUAGGUAGUCUGCAGAUGGGUUAGUAUAAUCAUGUUCCUCUGGGUUAAUUCUGGCUGGCAGAACUGGGCAGUAGGGUGGGAAGGCAAAGUGGUACUUUAGCUGGAGAGCUUCGACGUCUUGAAAGUUUCUAAGCUGUUGAGUUUGGACAGGGAGAAGGAAUCAUCCUGGUACCAACAGUACUUUUCCUUCAAAGUUCCUACUGCCCGUUCUCUGAAGAGCUGAGAAACUUGCAGAAUCCAGAAUGACAUUUUGUCCCUAUUGGUGUAGCUCAUUGAUUCUCUCCUUAAAGUACUAAUUUCUAAGAAAAAAGGAUUACGCUAGGUGGAGGUUAUGGAAAUGGCUAUAAAUCGAAUAGCUUCCAUAGCUUAUUAUAAAUUUUAGUUGUCAACAUUUAGUUGUCAACUGUUAUUGCAUAACAGUUGAGCCAAGUACUUGUCAGACAUUUCCUUGGUCCAGUAAUUAACCCUCAACUUAGUUAGAAGGUUUUUGGGGAACAUUUCCCCCCCAGUAGGUAUCACUUUGAUUAAGUGGUUAUUAGGAGAAAAAGUUUUUGUUUGUGUCUUCGUAUUCGUAUAUAUGUGUGUGUAUGUAUAUAUGUAUAUAUUCACAGAGACACACACACACAUACCUGCACCUUUCACUCACUGUAGAAGGAAAGAUGUGAUUGAUGGGCACUGAGGUGCAGGGAGCAGGGGCUCUCACUGCACACCCGGCUCCUGUGUGUCUGCAGUUCUGUUUUCGGACACUGUUGGCCUGGCAAGCACCCUGUUAUCUGGUGUGGUGAAGGGAUUCCAUAGAAGUAAGAGUGUAGCCAUUGAUGAGGUUAAAAAUAAAGGACUUUUGAGAAAAGUUUGUUUAUUAUCCAUUGCUUCUGUAAGAUAUUAAGUUGAACUCAAAUAUAAUUUGUUUUUAAAAUUUUUUCUUGAUAAAUUAUUGUUGCCAAUUGA
Pipistrellus kuhlii (Kuhl's pipistrelle) is the source of this 5078-nucleotide messenger RNA. It is a transcript of the gene RNF115, whose product is annotated as ring finger protein 115. The transcript has 9 exons. Gene Ontology annotation, molecular function: ubiquitin protein ligase activity. Gene Ontology annotation, cellular component: cytoplasm; nucleoplasm. Lineage: Eukaryota; Metazoa; Chordata; Mammalia; Chiroptera; Vespertilionidae. Bases 147 to 1055 code for a protein of 302 amino acids. Gene Ontology annotation, biological process: ubiquitin-dependent protein catabolic process; protein ubiquitination; positive regulation of DNA-templated transcription. The record is from RefSeq and is a predicted model, not a curated record.